Striga asiatica is the source of this 1204-nucleotide messenger RNA. The record is from the annotation of a GenBank genome assembly. Lineage: Eukaryota; Viridiplantae; Streptophyta; Magnoliopsida; Lamiales; Orobanchaceae.
GUGUGGACCAUUUUUCCAAUAAAGUUUGAACACGAAAUCAAGAAAAAUAGUAGCUCCCCCGAAAAAUCACACGGUUAAGCAACUUGUAAGUGAAGAUAGAUUUUUCUUUUUUUUCCAAAAAAAAAGUCCCUCUAUAAAACCCUCCAUCAAGCUCCGCUCAUAACAUUCAUUCAUCACCAUCUCAAUUCUACCCCCAAAAAACUCAAAUAAAAAAUGAAUACCCACAACCCGGAACCCGGAUCCGCCAAGUACCCGGAAGUGCCCUCUUCUUCCUCCGAGAAAUGGGGGACCCACGUGAUGGGGACUCCGGCGGUGCCCACGUGUCACCCCAACAAUCAAAAGGCCGCCCUUUGGGGCGCCGGCGACCAAAAGGAGUACCAAAACCACCACCAACCCUACAUCCAAUACACUCCGAUCGAGAGGUCCGCCGGCGACGGGCCACUGGAUUCGGUCCUCCACAAGUUCAACUCUUGGAGCGCCAAGGCUGAGUCCACCGCCCACAACAUCUGGCACAACCUUAAGACUGGGUCAUCGGUGUCUGAGGCGGCCUGGGGGAAGCUCAACCUUGGGGCGAAGACCAUUACUGGAGGUGGGUUCGAAGCUCUGUACAAGCAAACAUUCGCAACUUAUCCAAACGAGACGCUCAAGAAGACUUUCGCGUGCUACCUAUCGACAUCCACCGGCCCAGUUGCCGGGACUCUGUAUUUGUCCAACGUGCACCUUGCUUUCUGCAGUGAUCGCCCCUUGUCCUUCACAGCCCCAUCCGGACAGCUCACGUGGAGCUACUACAAGAUAUUGAUACCUUUGCCCAUGAUUGGGAGCAUAAACCCGGUGAUCAUGAGGGAUAAUCCGCCGAGGGAGAGGUACAUACAGAUUGUCACCACUGAUGGCCACGACUUUUGGUUCAUGGGCUUCGUCAAUUACGAAAAAGCCAGUCAUCAUCUCUUUGAGGCCCUCUCCUCUUUUGCCGCACCUGGAAUUCCAAUGCCACAGACCUCAGAGCAUCAUUAAUUGAGCUUGUUUUGCUUCUUCUGUAUUAUUCUAUGUUCUUUUGGGAUGUUUGUUUGUUAAUAUAUUUGAUAGUCAGCACUUGUUCUCAAUAAAAGUUGAAUGCUAGUAUAGCUUUGAUGCACUUGUUAAUAUAUUUGAUAGUCAGCACUUGUUCUUUUGUUAAUAUUAUUCUAUGCUAGCCUUCUUACAUACA